AUGAUAAGUCAGCAAGUUUACUUCUCUGAACGUGAACAUUGGGUCAGUUGUAGAUCGCCCUUCCCGGAAAUGGAACUGGUACUCUCUGUACAGAGUCCCGUCCUGUCCAGAGUCCCGCUCUGUCCAAGGUCCCGUCCUGUCCAGAAUCCCGUCCUGUCCAGAGUCCCGUCCUGUCCAGAGUCCCGUCCUGUCCAGAGUCCCGUCCUGUCCAGAGUCCCGUCCUGUCCAGAGUCCCGUCCUGUCCAGAGUCCCGUCCUGUCCAGAGUCCCGUCCUGUCCAGAGUCCCGUCCUGUCCAGAGUCCCGUCCUGUCCAGAGUCCCGUCCUGUCCAGAGUCCCGUCCUGUCCAGAGUCCCGUCCUGUCCAGAGUCCCGUCCUGUCCAGAGUCCCGUCCUGUCCAGAGUCCCGUCCUGUCCAGAGUCCCGUCCUGUCCAGAGUCCCGUCCUGUCCAGAGUCCCGUCCUGUCCAGAGUCCCGUCCUGUCCAGAGUCCCGUCCUGUCCAGAGUCCCGUCCUGUCCAGAGUCCCGUCCUGUCCAGAGUCCCGUCCUGUCCAGAGUCCCGUCCUGUCCAGAGUCCCGUCCUGUCCAGAGUCCCGUCCUGUCCAGAGUCCCGUCCUGUCCAGAGUCCCGUCCUGUCCAGAGUCCCGUCCUGUCCAGAGUCCCGUCCUGUCCAGAGUCCCGUCCUGUCCAGAGUCCCGUCCUGUCCAGAGUCCCGUCCUGUCCAGAGUCCCGUCCUGUCCAGAGUCCCGUCCUGUCCAGAGUCCCGUCCUGUCCAGAGUCCCGUCCUGUCCAGAGUCCCGUCCUGUCCAGAGUCCCGUCCUGUCCAGAGUCCCGUCCUGUCCAGAGUCCCGUCCUGUCCAGAGUCCCGUCCUGUCCAGAGUCCCGUCCUGUCCAGAGUCCCGUCCUGUCCAGAGUCCCGUCCUGUCCAGAGUCCCGUCCUGUCCAGAGUCCCGUCCUGUCCAGAGUCCCGUCCUGUCCAGAGUCCCGUCCUGUCCAGAGUCCCGUCCUGUCCAGAGUCCCGUCCUGUCCAGAGUCCCGUCCUGUCCAGAGUCCCGUCCUGUCCAGAGUCCAGUCCUGUCCAGAGUCCCGUCCUGUCCAGAGUCCAGUCCUGUCCAGAGUCCAGUCCCGUCCUGUCCAGAGUCCCGUCCUGUCCAGAGUCCCGUUCUGUCCAGAGUCCCGUCCUGUCCAGAGUCCCGUCCUGUUCAGAGUCCCGUCCUGUCCAGAAUCCCGUCCUGA
Molecule: messenger RNA, 1233 nt
Organism: Wyeomyia smithii (pitcher-plant mosquito)
Lineage: Eukaryota; Metazoa; Arthropoda; Insecta; Diptera; Culicidae
Exons: 1
Coding region: 1-1233 (410 amino acids)
Source: RefSeq, a predicted model, not a curated record